Apus apus (common swift) is the source of this 6843-nucleotide messenger RNA. RefSeq names its product retinoid X receptor alpha (gene RXRA). The transcript has 10 exons. Bases 276 to 1682 code for a protein of 468 amino acids. NCBI's taxonomy places the organism in Eukaryota, Metazoa, Chordata, Aves, Apodiformes, Apodidae. Gene Ontology annotation, molecular function: zinc ion binding; nuclear receptor activity; nuclear steroid receptor activity. Gene Ontology annotation, cellular component: RNA polymerase II transcription regulator complex; nucleus. The record is from RefSeq and is a predicted model, not a curated record. Gene Ontology annotation, biological process: cell differentiation; anatomical structure development; negative regulation of transcription by RNA polymerase II.
ACAUUGUUGGGAGUUUGCAACAACUCCGCGGCCUCGUCUGCGCGCCCGGCGCUGCGCGGGGCCGCCGGUGCGGGGCUGCAGCCCUCCCCGCCUCCUCCUUCUCCUCCGCCUCUUGGGCUUUUCCCCCCCCCCCCCCGCCUUUUAUUCCCCCCCCCCCUUCCCUCCCUCUCCCCCCUUCGCUUUGAUUUCUCUCUCCUCCCCUCUGCGCGCCCUGUGUGUGUGUUUUUUCGCCGCCGAUCUUCACCAAGCCCCUUGGCAUGAGUUAAGCACCAGCUAUGGACACCAAACACUUCCUGCCACUGGAUUUCUCCAACCAAGUCAAUUCCACGUCCCUGAACUCUCCCACGAGCCGGGGGCCCAUGGCCACCCCAUCCCUCCAUCCAUCCAUCGGGCCAGGCAUCGGCUCCUCACUGGGCUCCCCGGGCCAGCUCCACUCACCCAUCAGCACCCUGAGCUCGCCCAUCAACGGCAUGGGACCUCCCUUCUCUGUCAUCAGCUCCCCCAUGGGCCCGCACUCAAUGUCCGUCCCCUCCACCCCCAGCCUGGGAUUCGGCACCAGCAGCCCUCAGCUCAACUCGCCCAUGAACCCCGUCAGCAGCAGCUCAGAAGACAUUAAGCCACCCCUGGGGCUCAAUGGAGUCCUCAAAGUGCCAGCACAUCCCUCAGGAACGAUGGCCUCCUUCACCAAGCACAUAUGUGCCAUCUGUGGGGACAGAUCUUCAGGUAAACAUUACGGGGUUUACAGCUGUGAGGGCUGCAAAGGCUUCUUCAAGCGCACGGUGCGGAAGGACCUCACCUACACCUGCCGGGACAACAAGGACUGCUUGAUCGACAAGCGCCAGCGCAACCGCUGCCAGUACUGCCGCUACCAGAAGUGUCUUGCCAUGGGGAUGAAGCGAGAAGCCGUCCAGGAGGAGAGGCAGCGGGGGAAAGACCGCAACGAGAACGAGGUGGAGUCAACAAGUAGUGCCAAUGAGGACAUGCCCGUGGAAAAGAUCCUGGAAGCUGAACUGGCAGUGGAGCCAAAGACAGAGACCUACAUUGAAGCAAAUAUGGGCUUGACGCCGAGCUCGCCCAACGACCCGGUGACAAACAUAUGCCAGGCAGCAGACAAACAGCUUUUCACCCUGGUGGAGUGGGCCAAGAGGAUCCCCCACUUCUCCGAGCUGCCCUUGGACGACCAAGUCAUCUUACUCAGAGCAGGGUGGAACGAGCUCCUCAUUGCCUCCUUCUCCCACCGCUCCAUAGCUGUGAAAGAUGGGAUCCUCUUAGCCACCGGGCUCCACGUGCACCGGAACAGCGCGCACAGCGCUGGCGUCGGGGCCAUCUUCGACAGAGUACUGACAGAACUCGUGUCAAAAAUGCGAGACAUGCAGAUGGACAAGACAGAGCUAGGCUGCCUAAGAGCCAUUGUCCUCUUCAACCCCGACUCAAAAGGGCUCUCCAACCCAGCUGAAGUGGAGGCCUUGCGGGAGAAGGUGUACGCGUCGCUAGAGGCUUACUGCAAACACAAAUACCCCGACCAGCCCGGGAGGUUUGCAAAGCUCUUGCUCCGUCUCCCAGCCCUCCGGUCCAUCGGCCUGAAAUGCCUGGAGCACCUCUUCUUCUUCAAGCUAAUAGGCGACACGCCCAUCGACACCUUCUUGAUGGAAAUGCUGGAAGCGCCACAUCAAAUGACUUAGGGAACUGCUGCUGGGUCAGUCCCUCGCCCGGCCCGGGGUCUCACGGGGCCCCUUCCUCUGCUUUCCUCCGCCGCCGCCCCAGCCCGUCCCUCUCUCUUCUCCCCAGCGCUGGAGGCACCGUCUGAUCCGGGGUGACCCCCUCGCCGUCCUCGCCUCCUCGUCACCUUCACCCUUGUCCGUUCGCUGUCACUGCUGCGUCUCGAGGCCUGCUCGCUGGUUCCCUGCGCUAGGUGUAGAGAAGUGGGAGCGGAGAGAGAGAGCUUGGCACCCACCCACCCACCCGGCUCACAUCCCUGCCCGGGCCCCUGGCCACGCUGUGAGUUUUGGGGUGAGCCACCGGCCAGGCUGGGCGUCACCCCACACGCAUGCCACGGCCAGUGGUGAUUGCCACAGGGGCAGGAGUGGGGACAGGGACGGACACAGUCGCAGCCCUCGGGGUGCUGGGGUUUGGACAGACCGACGGGAGUGGUUGAACUCGCCGGAUUUGCAGCUGGGUAUUUUCAGAGGAUGGAGUUUUUAAAAAAGACAAGAGGAAAAAAAAAAAAAAAAAGAAAAAAAAAAUAAUUCUAUUUUUGGUUUCUAUCUAUUAUUAGUAGUCUCGGUAGUUGCUUCAUGGAGGGAGAGGCGGGCUGGAGAGGUGGCCCAGCCCAUGCCCCGCAGAUGAGUCACCUGCACUGCACGGAGCCUUCUUUCCAUUAAAAGCAGAGGAUUUGGGAUUGAGCUUUAUCCCUUCCCCCCUCAAAUAACGAGGCAACUGGUGGCACGGGGAGCCGGGGUGCCCUCUUUUUCUCUGAGCAGAGGAUCCUGCAGGCGGCAACACCUGGAAAAUCCCCUUCUGGCAUCCUGGAGGCCAUCGCUGCUCUUCUCAGCACCCUCUGCGCUGGGUGCGGAGCUGCCCACGCAGCCACGGGUCCAGCUGCAGCACUUGCUUUAAGGCUGCCAGGGACUCAACAUCACCCUUCCCAGCUCGGGGGGUGUGGGCAGACCCCUGCCCUCAGCCCUGUGCCCAGCAUCCUGGCACGGCCCCACUCUCCAGGCUCAGCCCAGCCCAUCCUGCCAGUCCCCACACUUUAUUUCUAGGGCUGUUGUGUUGGAGCAGCAAGGGCUGGCAUGUUGGUGAGUGGCUUCUUCUUGGUGUUUUUGGACCUGACCUUUUGGAGGAGCAUUUCCAGCUGGUGGGGCAGGCUUGGUGAGAUGCCCCCUCCAUGCCUGCAUUGUGGGUAGCAGCAGCCCUGGGUACCAGCAGGUGUUGCCCUGGGCCAGCAGCACCCAAGCCCCCACCUCGUGCCAGGGUUUCGGCUCACCCAGGAGGCUGCUGGUGUUGAUUCAGCAGCUGUGGUGCAAAACACUACAAAGCAACAAUUAGUGGGAGUGCUUGGCCAGGCUUGUAAUUGUGGCUGUUAAUUGGAGAUGCAACAAGAACAGGGCUCCCUCUCCCCUUAAUCUUCCCCGUCGGGCAGGGAUGUGGGGGCUGGGAGGUCCCAGCAGCAUCCUGGGGCCUGUCCCUGCACGGUCCUUUCCUUGAAUCUUGGUGUGUCAGCAGGGAGAUGGAUUUUUGGGGAUUAGGGACACGGUCCCAGGAAUGUGCCCACACCCCACGAGACGGGAUUCCCCAGGGAGUGCAUGGGGAGAGGUCAGCCAGGAAGUGUUUCCCCUUCACCUUUAUUAGGUGUCUCUAGAGCCUCACCAAAAAAAAAAAAAAAAAAAAAAAAAAAGAGAGAAAAGAGAAAAGCAAAGCAAGCAGUGAGGGAUGUUGGGGAGGGUUUUUCCCCCCUUGGCAGGACAGAUUGUCCUGAACACACUGUGGGAUGGGUGCUUGGAGCCAAGAAUGAGGGGCCUGCAGUUGGCCUCGAGCCAAGGGCUUCCCCACCACUUUCAUGUCUUCUGUGCUUUCAAAAGACAAAGCAUUAGGUCCCCAAAGUAUUUCUUGCUCUUCUUUCUCCCUGUGGACUGUAGCUGGCUCUUCAACCAGCUGCUUUGUGCCCAGGGCAGGAUGGAACAAUGCCCAGGAGCUCCCACCUCUUUUUGAGGGGGCACAGUUGUCACCUGCCUGUCGUCAUCCUGCCUGGCAGCUCGAGUCCCCGGCUCCAUCCCCUGCAGUUAACCAGGCCAGCUCAUUGCUAAAUAAAUACUCGGGAUUUCAGGUCAUAACUUUCCCUUAGGCUGGCCUGAAGUGGCAAAUCCACAGAGGCAGGGAAAGUGUUCUGGCUGUGUUUCUCCAGCAGCCUGCGUGCCGCCGAAAAUAUUAUUAAACAGCUUCACCCUGCAAGAAUUUGCCAAGAAAACUAGGCAAGAGAAAUGAAAUCUGUAAAGGGUGCCAGUUAACAUGAGCAGGCUGUUCCUUGCCAGUGCAGGGCUGGCACAACCCCACGGGGGGCUUGCAGGGGGGUGGUAGCUCCCAGCCAGCCAGCACAGAGCUUAGCCUGGAGCCAAACCAGCCCCCAGCAGCCCCCAGCCCUGCUCUUGCUGGUGGAGAGGAGCCUGGAGCUCACUUGUUGGAAAGAGGAUGAGGGUGUUUUGUGAAAGAGUUGGUGGAAAUUGCACUGGAAUAAACCCGCUGUCCUUCUCUGUUGGGUGGAACCACUGUAUUCCUGAUGGAUGGCUUGGAGGGGGCUGUUUGGUGCUGGGUGCUGAGCUGUGGUGGCUUGUGAGGCUCCUGUCCUGUCACAUCCCAUCCCAUCUAAUAACAUCUCAUCCCAUUGGAGCUCAUGCCAUCCCAUCCCAGUUAGCAUUUGACCUGAUAAACAUAAAAUGCCACAGUCAAGGGGGUGUCCUCAGCAAACGGCUGUGGUGCAAAGGGGAAGGCUCUGUGGGCCAGGGGCUCUCAGGACACGUGCCUCCGUGCCUCAGUUUCCCUGCUGCAGCACUGCACGGCCUUGAUUCAUGCCUGUGGCUUAGGAGGGUUUUGGGAAAUGCUGAGACUUGUCCUGGGCUUGUUUUCCACAGGUAAUGAGGGAGCCCCCACAUUGUGUAACUCACCACGACUGUGUUGUUUUCAUUAGAGCUCUUGUGAUUUCCCUGGUAGCCACAUGGGCAUUCCGGGUUGCCAGCAGGUCUGGAAUGUGUCUGACUAACCCCAGAGCCCGGAAUCCAGCCCCCCCAGUGCCUCCUGCUCCAGCAUCACCAGCCCAGCCCUCCCCAUCCAAAGGAAAAGCUUUUCUGUAUCCAGCAACAUCUGCCACAGCAGCCUUAAAGCAAUGUGCUUCUGCAUGAGUUUGAGUCUUUAAGUUGUAUUCUUUUUCACUUUGGGCUUUUUUUUUCUUUUUUUUUUUGUCCUCAUCAUAAUUAUAAAUAUACUACAUGCUUGUUGGAAGAGGUGACAUGGGGGUAAAAGAGAAAAAAAAGGCACAUUAUUCACUAGAGAGGUAGGACAUUCAUUUAACCAGAUCUUAGUACUCUUGCAAAAAUCUGGUUUGAUUAGGGUGAUCUAUGUCUGAAUUAUAUAUAUAUAUAUAUAUUAUUUUUUUUUAAUUCCUUUUUGUUGGUGGGACAAUCUUUAAUUUUCUAAAGAUAGCACAAACAUCAGCUUUUCAGCCACCCGCCUGCCACCCUGGAUGUUCCUCCCUGCCUUUUCUCACGUGUGGAUGUUUCAACCAAGCCCUGCCCCAAACCUGCUCGGAUCCAGCAUUCCCACGGGUCACCCAGGAGGAGGCUGAAGCUCCCUGAGCAUCCAUCAGCAUCCAAGGGGCCCAGCACCACUUGGAGGGACACAAGGGGUAGAUUUAGGGGCAAAGGAGCUUCAUCCCCUCAGCACCCAUGAGUGUAAGGAGCCCACACUGACCCUCUGAGCUCGCCGGCAGCUUCUCUGCACUUUGGACCUGGCGUCCCCCCCCCCGUCCCUGCUUGUCCCCCUGCCCACAGGUUCCUACCUGGGUUCCCUUCUGGCUCCUUCCGAGGGUUGAGGAUGGUGGGACAGUGGCUCAAGAGCUGGUUCUGUCCCCAUCAGUGCGGAGCCUGCAUGAUCCGGUUUCAGUUGAUCCAUAUGUGCGUGUGUAUACAUGUAUGUACUGUAGAUAUAUACACUGUAUAAAUAUCCUCACUCACAUAUACAUAUAUUAUAACCGUAGCAAUUACAGACUUUUUGUGGGUUUUGUUUUUUGGUUUUGUUUUACUUCUUUUUUCCCCAUUUUUUUUCCUUGCUUUUUUGUUUUUUUGUCAUCGUCGUUGUUGCUUCAUGUAAGCAAGUACAUUGUACCUGAAGCCCUUUCUGAAUUGGCAGAUGCCAAAUCUGGAUCUUUAUUUCUCGAGACAAAGAAAAUGCAUCUAUUUUAAGAUGCAUUUUUGUUUUGGUUAUUUUUGUUCUGUUGUCGUUUUGUUUCUUUUUCUCUUGAGCAGCAGGUGGUUUGGAGUAAAAAAAAUAGCUUUAGCAAUUCCCAAUACUUAGUGAUGGAUGCCUUGGCUAUGGGAUGCAUAGCUAAAAUAAAAUAAAGACAUUAAAAUUUAGAAUGACAUAAAAAAAAAAAACAGAAAAAGAAAAAAAAAAAAGAUAAGGAAAAAUAUCUAAAGCAUCAAUAAAGUUAAAAUCUAUUUUUGUACAAAUGUAAUUUUAUCCCAUACGUAUUCUUGGAUAUUUUCUUUCUGGAUUGUUUUGUUUCUUCUACAGAGAUUGUUAUAAACUCUCUCUAUUUUUCUCUCUUUCUCUCUCUCUCUCUCUCUCUACAUGUUCAGCCACUGGGACAGGGAUCUGGAGAAGAGGGAGAAACUUUUGACCGUGUUUUAAAGGCUUUAUAUGAAAUCUCUUUUGAAAUAAUUUUUUGGAAUGAACUUUUUUUCCCCCCCCCCUCCCCCCCACUUCCAAAAUCUUUUUUCGGGAAGGGUUUGGGGGAGGGGGGGUGGAUUUGGAGAAGGAGGGAAGGAGAAGGGGGUGGGUUUGGUUGGGGUGGGGGGUGUCUCUUUUGUCACGUGUAUCCGGCGUUCCCGCAGGUCUGUUUUACUGUGAAAUCACUACCCUGUAUUAUUAUUCACUUUAAAAAAAAAACAAAAACAAAAAGGAGAAAAAAAAAAGAAAAGGAGACAAAAAAGAAUUGCUGCUGGAAACGCCAGUAUUUUGAUGAACAAUUGUAUGAGGAUUGUGGGAGGGGAAGAAAAAAGAAAAGAAAAAAAAAAGAGGAAAAAAAAGAAAAAAAGAAGAAAAAAAAUAUAUGAGCAUUUUAAAAUAUAA